AUGCAAGACUUUUUUGCACGUAUUUCGAGUGCACGUUCUGAGCUCGAAUCCCAAAGUAUUGAUUCAACCAAUACAAGUGACACUGUUGCUCUUAUUACUCAAGUACAAAAUUUGAAAAGGCAAAUCAUUCCCUUCAAAAAUAAAGUAAGCAGUUAUUGUACGGGCCAAAAACUCUUAAAUAAUCAUCGUUUUACAUUUCCUCCGUCUUGGCUUUAUGCUGAAAAUGUGGAAGGUGAGUGGUCAGCAUUAAUGGAUGUUUUGGAAAUGAAGGAUACUGCGAUUCAAACACAGAUUACAAAUCUUCAAACAAGAAUUCACGAAGAGGAUAAACUUUUAGAAAAACACAUUAGUGAUCUCAUUAGUGAAUGGAACAAAUCUAGACCUGUAAAAGGAGCAAUUCGUCCUAAAGAUGCUUUAACUAUUUUAUCUAAUUUCGAAGAUAAGUUUAAUCGACUUAAAGAGGAGCUUGAAAAUAUUGUGAAGGCCAAAAAUGCGCUUGAGAUUAGUGAAUCUGUUGUUAGUCUAAAUCAACAGGCAGCCUCAAAAUUGGAACUUGCACUUGAGGAACUUGAGGAUCUUUAUUUUGUAUUUUCUUGA
Meloidogyne enterolobii is the source of this 597-nucleotide messenger RNA. The record is from the annotation of a GenBank genome assembly. NCBI's taxonomy places the organism in Eukaryota, Metazoa, Nematoda, Chromadorea, Rhabditida, Meloidogynidae.